Molecule: messenger RNA, 1445 nt
Organism: Prunus mume (Japanese apricot)
Lineage: Eukaryota; Viridiplantae; Streptophyta; Magnoliopsida; Rosales; Rosaceae
Product: phosphoglycerate mutase-like protein 1
Cellular component (GO): cytoplasm
Molecular function (GO): phosphatase activity
Source: RefSeq, a predicted model, not a curated record
UACAAUGACGACAAGACCUGGAACCAGAGACAGGCUUCAAAUGCCCCAUGUGCAAUGGAACAUUGGACAAUCGGCCUUCACGUAUCUCUAGGCAGUCACAAGUUGACACAUACGUACGUGUAGCUCUCACCCAAGCCAUCAACCAUGACCAUUUCCAUCUCUGCUAUAUAUACCCCUCCCCUCUCUCAAAAUCCCCCCAUUGUCCCCUCUCCCAUUUCUAAGCUCCCAAGAUUCUCACCACCGCGCUCUGCCAUUCUUUGUUUCUCCUCCUCUCCUCCACCACCACCAGAUAUGGAUGCCACUACAGGUCCAAGUCUCUACCCUCUGCACCGUUCUAAAACUCUUCACCUGGUAAGGCAUGCACAAGGGAUUCACAAUGUGGAAGGCGAAAAGGAUCAUAGUGCAUACAUGUCUUAUGAUCUUUUUGAUGCACAUCUUACACCUCUUGGCUGGAAUCAGGUUGAUAAUCUACACAAGCAUGUUCAAGCAUGUGGACUUUCUAAGAGAGUUGAGUUAGUCAUCACAUCUCCUUUGUUAAGGACCAUGCAAACAGCAGUGGGUGUCUUCGGGGGUGGAGCAUACUCAGACGGGAUAGAUGUACGUCCUCUAAUGGUUGCAAAUGCAGGGAACAGUAACCAUCCUGCAAUUUCAAGUCUAAACUGCCCACCAUUUGUAGCAGUUGAGCUUUGCCGUGAACAUUUGGGGGUUCAUCCAUGUGACAAGAGAAGAAGUGUUAGCGAGUACCGGCCUCUUUUUCCUGCAAUUGAUUUUUCAUUGAUAGAGAAUGAGGAUGACAUUCUGUGGACGCCUGACAUUAGAGAGAAGAAUGAAGAAGUGGCAUCUAGGGGACUGAAGUUUUUGAACUGGUUGUGGACACGUAAAGAGAAGGAGAUUGCAAUUGUUACCCACAGUGGAUUCUUGUAUCAUACCUUGAGUGCUUUUGGAAAUGAUUGCCAUCCAUCGAUAAAGAGUGAAAUAUGCACACACUUUGCCAAUUGUGAGCUUCGCUCGGUGAUAAUUGUUGAUAGGAGUUUGAUGGGGUCUGAUUCUUCGACAACUAAUUAUCCUGGAAAAAUUCCUCAGGGGCCUGACCUCCCUAGUGACAUUGCAGAUGAGAAGCAAUCAGAGAAGGGUGCUUCCAAGUAAAUAUAGCCCCUGAUGAUGGACAUUCUCACACACUUAAUAUGAUUAUUCUGAAGCCUUGAUUUUUCAGUGGCUGGUGGAGAUUCAUGUUUUUCUUGAUUAUUUUUAUAGGGGAGACAGAAAUUUAGUCUUUUUAAGGUUUGCUUUGCUCUGUUAGGCAAUUUGAAGAUUCUUGUUUUUGGAGCCUUAUAGAUACAUUGGUUUAACCUGAAUAUCAUUGAUGGUUUUAGAAGUUCCUUGUAUUUUUUUUUUAAAGAUAAACAUCUCUUAUUAAUACCAUCUUCAACCGACUUCUCUCCCCU